AUGGCCACUUUCCAGAUUCCUACGCCUGCCCGGACACCGACUUCACCGCCUGAGUCAUCGACAAGGGUCAAAAAGAAGCAAGCGACAAGCUACAAGGCGAUCAAGUUCAAGCCGUGGAAGCCGGCUGGGUCUCCGCGCCCACACGACAAGGCCCGUGGCGGCACGCACAAAUGGCGCCUCGAUCGCGAUCAGAGGCAACAGCCUCGUCUCAACCAACGUAUUGAUGAUGAUGUCUCGGCUUUAGAUGAAGAAGACGCGCAGCCAGUGGUGAAUACGAAGUACAGCUACGCAUUGCCAUCGCCUUUACAGCGACUGCCCCAAAACGGCCACCGCCAGGACCCCUUUGUCAUCCUACCUCUCGAGGCUACCCCAUUCGUCACAAGCUCUUUGGACUUCUUCCUCGCGACGUGUGUCCCUGAGAACCGGAACUCCGAGUGGCUGGUGGGUCGACCGAAUCCACAUAUGGCACUACUCUUUCCCUUUAUGCUGAAGAACGCCAUGCUCUUUGAGACCAUCACUACACUAUGCCAAGGCUCGAUUCUGCUCUCACAAGGGAAGAAAGUCGAAGAUGAUCAGGCCUUCGUGUAUCAUCGGGCCCAUGCUAUGAAGACGAUUACGCAGAAUCUUACUUCGUCGGAUGGGCUCAGCGAUGCAUCUAUACUUAGCGUCGCUAUGAUCCUCACUCUUGAGUACUUGCUGGGCAACGUUGCUGCGGUCGCUGCCCACCUUUCAGGCAUUCAGCGCAUGGCGGAGAUGCGAAAAGAUCUAGAUGGCUCGACACCGUGGAAGCGAUUUGUCAAGGCUGGUAUCGUUGCAUAUCAGUCACUGGGAUCAUUUAUCACUGGAGAGCCCAUGUCGAUCCCCGGUUCGUCGGGCGGCUUUGUCAAAGAGGCAUUUGUUGAACUGGAACUGGACAAGCCGCUUGCCUACCCACGUCUGCCGUUCUCACCAGAGCUGUGUACGGUCUUGGCCAGACUGCCCUCUGGAUUCGCCGAAAUGAGUUUAUCCGGCAAUAUUUCACAACAGACGAUGAAGUUUAUUGCUUUCACCAACGCGACCACAUCCUACCGCGAAUCACAGGACACGUUUGAUGAGCGGCUGGAUCACGAGGUCCAUAUCAUGCUCUCUGCGCUUCAGCGUAUGUCCAUGAUGCAGGCUACCACGAUAGAGCGGCAUCUCUAUUGCGGUCUCCUCGCCUAUGCCUUCCAGCUACGCCAGCUUCGCCCUCUAAAUCUAUUCCACGACCCGCAGCUUCGCGACUUCAUACGAUUACUGCGAAACCACGAGAAGCCGGACUCGGCCCGAGGACAGGAGCUGAUGGUCUGGAUAUCGAUUGCGGCGGCAGGAGCUUUGAAUCUGCGCAUUAUAGCCUUACCGGGCUCCUCCGAAGUGCUGGACAGGAUGUUCCAGCUGUACCCUUCGGCCACCAGCUGGUCUUACGUGGAGCCACUGCUCAAGUCCUACUUCUGGACCACGAAGAUUGGAGAGCAUUGGAACAAGUGCUGGGCUGCCGGCCUUGAACGGUGGCGGAAGAUCGAGAAACGGGUCACUCAACCUAUGAAAGUUGAGCUGGUCUAUCCGGGCAAUGCUAUUGCCGCGCGCACCGAAGAGGAUGGUGAAGAGUCCGUCAGUUAUGAAGCCAUGAUGGCCCAUCACCGUGGAGCGGUAUACAGUAUUGCAUCCAUGAUGGAGGCGGCAAGGAAGUGCCCCUUCCAGUCCAGACUGGGCCCGUCUAUCGAGGGCGCGCACAGGAUGAUUGCACAGCCCACCGAUGCGGCGGCAUCUGAAGGAUGA
Messenger RNA from Cyphellophora europaea CBS 101466, 1794 nucleotides. RefSeq lists its product as uncharacterized. The transcript has a single exon. The record is from RefSeq and is a predicted model, not a curated record. Lineage: Eukaryota; Fungi; Ascomycota; Eurotiomycetes; Chaetothyriales; Cyphellophoraceae. The coding region runs from base 1 to 1794 and encodes 597 amino acids.